AAUAGUUGUCCUGAAUGGGGAUGGCAGUCUGAGCGACAGAGCCCAACCUGAGGACUGCACCGACAGACGCUUCGCAUGAAUGGGAGUCAGAUUCCAGCUUCAGCGCAGGAAAACAACAUCCACUGUUAAUCAGAUGAAUAUUUAAUGAGCGGGUUUAUUCAGAGACUAGUUGGACUGCAGCAGAGGAGAAGUUUGGAGACUGUGCGACAUGGAAAACGGCUCUGAGACUGGAAGAUCUUAGCAAGGAAAAGGGGUAAAAGGGCAACGCUGAGGAACCAUCUGUGGCUGGUUAACAGAGGGCAAUGCCAGAAGAAGCUCAUAAGGACGCCAUGAGAACACCUGCGACCCCGGAGAAGGCCAAUAACAACGAGCGCCCUGCAGCUGCUGCGACGACAGUAAACAUCCCCCUGGUCAAUGAAGUCCAGCUGACUGCAGCCACCGGCGGGACGGAGCUGUCCUGCUAUCGCUGCACCGUCCCGUUCGGGGUGGUGGUGCUCAUCGCAGGCAUCGUGGUCACCGCCGUGGCUUACAGCUUCAACUCGCACGGAUCCACCAUCUCUUACUUCGGCCUGGUGCUCCUCUCGGCCGGACUGGUGCUCUUAGCCUCCAGUGCCGUCUGCUGGAAGGUGAGACUAGAGAGGAAGAAGGAGAGGCGACGGGAGAGCCAAACCGCCCUGGUCGCGAACCAGAGGAGUAUUUUUACUUGAACCAGCAGUCUGAGCAACACAAAUCCUGAUACCUGAGUUUGAAAAGAGCUGAUCUCGACAUGGUUUUGGAGCUGGAGGACCAGCUGUAAGCAGCUGUCGUCCAGCAUGUGUUGGAUUUCGAACCUGUAAAAGCUUUGACCACAAACUCUCAAGGCCCAGAACUUAAAGCUUUGAAGACAGUGUAAGGGAUUUAUUUGACAAACAGACGUUGAGCAUCUGGCGAGCUGGGAACGCUGCCAGAGGGAAUGUAUCACAAUUAAGAUGAAUUACCACUGUGCGAAGCGAUGUAGAGGAAGUCUCCCAUUAAUCUGCUGUUGGAUGUGGCGGCUUUGAUUGUAAUGGGAGGGAUUGUGGUUUGAAGAGCCCAGGAAAGGAGAGGGAAACUGGAAAAUCCAGGACAAUGAUUCAUGCCUCAUUUUCUACACUUCAACUUGCACAUAUCUCUUUAUAACGUCUCAUUGUUCAUCUCACAGGGAAUGAGUAUGAAUUGCCUGUUAUGGAAGUACGGUACUUGACAAGGAUUUUGUUAAAAAUCUGCCAGUAUAUUCUGUUCAGCACAUACGAUUAGAUGGCAGAGGAUUAUACAUAGAGAGGGAAUAUUUAACCUUAAAUAUGUAUUCACUUAAAGCACUUUGAUCCUUCAUAAUCUUUAUAUCAGUAUUAAACAACAUUUUGUAACAAAUUCAAUAUAUGAUGAAUACUAUUUGUGAUUAGUAUUGCCUGUUAUGGUGAAUUUGGAACAUUUAAAUUGACCACAGUGUACUUCCAUAUUGUAAAAAAUAUCACCUGUAGCAUAUGUUUUGUUUUGAUGUAAUCUUUUGCAUGUAUUAACUGUUACCAGGAUGUCAUGAGGUUAAAUAAACUCAUUACUACUCAAA
Messenger RNA from Lates calcarifer (barramundi perch), 1585 nucleotides. It is a transcript of the gene tmem100a, whose product is annotated as transmembrane protein 100a. The coding region runs from base 303 to 707 and encodes 134 amino acids. The transcript has 2 exons. The record is from RefSeq and is a predicted model, not a curated record. NCBI's taxonomy places the organism in Eukaryota, Metazoa, Chordata, Actinopteri, Centropomidae. Gene Ontology annotation, biological process: cellular response to BMP stimulus.